This is a messenger RNA of Pleurotus ostreatus (oyster mushroom), 213 nucleotides long. RefSeq lists its product as uncharacterized. Bases 1 to 213 code for a protein of 70 amino acids. Lineage: Eukaryota; Fungi; Basidiomycota; Agaricomycetes; Agaricales; Pleurotaceae. The transcript is spliced from 2 exons. The record is from RefSeq and is a predicted model, not a curated record.
AUGCCUUUCUUCGACAAGGCCUCAGACUUCACUAUCACCGACAGUACAAUGAACGAUGUUGCCGGGGAUUAUCGCAUGAAUAAAACUACGAACAACACCACUGCCACUAAUUCCAACAAUACUACCACCGAAACUGUGACCGAUUCUUACAACGACUCCUCAAAAACUGUUCCUAAUGGUGUUGGCAGGCGGGACAGAGGUCAGUGCUUCUAG